Messenger RNA from Cuscuta campestris, 619 nucleotides. Lineage: Eukaryota; Viridiplantae; Streptophyta; Magnoliopsida; Solanales; Convolvulaceae. The record is from the annotation of a GenBank genome assembly.
CUCCGUCCUAAAAUUAACUUCUCACUUUCCUUUUCGGGCCGUCCUGAAAUUAACUUCUCACUUUCUAAAAAAGAUUUAGAGAAUCCUUUUUUUCUCCAUUGUUAGUGAAAGUGAUGACAAGGCCCGACCCGAUUCCGGCCGGCGAAGAGCAGUGCACUAAAUUCUGCGAUCCGAGCAGAAACUACGACGGCCUCUGCCCAUUACUCUGUCUUCCUCUCUGUUUCUCCACUUGCGAGAAGACCUUACUCUUGCCUCACCGUCCGCCCCUCCUCCCGCUUCCACCGCCGCCGGACCUCACCGCCGCCUACUCCUCAUCCGCCGUCCAUACCGUAAGCCACUUUCGGGGCCCCGUCUUCCUCUCCAUUCUCGCCGCCGUUGCCGUCUUUCUCUCGAUUACUUUCUUCCUGGUGUACUACACAAAUACACAAUUGUGAAGAGUAGCGCUGGUGGCGGCGGCUCAAGAACACCGCCAGCGGAGGAGGAGGAGCAAGAAGAAGACGGCGACGUAGAAAGGUUGAGCCGCCACCAUUACAUCGGUGCUGCUGCAUCUUUACAUCUUUAAAUUGUCUCCAGUUAAUUCAUUUCAUGCCCUAUAGUUUGUAAUGGAAGGGGUAUUUAU